Molecule: messenger RNA, 354 nt
Organism: Fraxinus pennsylvanica
Lineage: Eukaryota; Viridiplantae; Streptophyta; Magnoliopsida; Lamiales; Oleaceae
Source: the annotation of a GenBank genome assembly
AUGACUGCAUUCUUGCAGAAAAGGGAAAGUUUUGUGGUAAGAUGGCCAUCACCGCCGCAUAGCUGCCGCGUGCCACCGCUCUCUUCCACCCUUUUAAGUAUUUCAAGAAAAUAUCGAAGGAAUUCUUGGAAGGAAAAGGAGAAUCAUGAGCAGGAGAAACUGAACCAGGACGAGUCCCAGCGGUACUCCACCAGCCCGGAGGCCACAUCCAUGAUGCUUGUGGGGUGCCCUCGGUGUCUCAUGUAUGUCAUGCUUGCAGAAGAAGACCCCAGAUGCCCCAAGUGCAAAAGCACUGUUUUGCUAGAUGUCAUCGAUGAUAAGAACAUCACCACCAAGAAAACAAAGAAGGGCUAG